GGCUUUCGCUUUGCCGCCGCGUCUGGGAGGCGGGAGGAGCUGGCUGGGCGGCUGGCACUCGGGACUUCAGGCUCUGGCCGCGCCGAGGGGCGCUCCUAGUGCAGCCUUCCCGGCUUGAGGCUUCUCCGCCGAGGCGCCCGUGCCCCCCGGGCUCCUUGCCUCGGCCCCCGGCGGCCCCGAUGCCGAGGUAUGGAUAGAGCGGCUUUGCGCGCGGCGGCGAUGGGUGAGAAGAAGGAGGGCGGCGGCGGGGGCGCCGCGGCGGCCGCAGACGGGGGUGCAGGGGCCGCGGCCAGCCGGGCGCUGCAGCAGUGCGGCCAGCUGCAGAAGCUCAUCGAUAUCUCCAUCGGCAGUCUGCGCGGGCUGCGCACCAAGUGUUCCGUGUCCAACGACCUCACGCAGCAGGAGAUCCGGACCCUGGAGGCGAAGCUGGUGCGGUAUAUCUGCAAGCAGCGGCAGUGCAAGCUGAGCGUGACCCCCAGCGACAGGACUGCCGAGCUCAACAGCUACCCGCGCUUCACUGACUGGCUGUAUAUCUUCAACGUGAGGCCCGAGGUGGUGCAGGAGAUUCCCCAAGAGCUAACACUGGAUGCCUUGCUGGAGAUGAACGAGUCUAAGGCGAAGGAGAUGCUGCGGCGCUGGGGGGCCAGCCCUGAGGAGUGUAGCCGGCUACAGCAAGCUCUCAACUGCCUUCGGAAGGUGACCGGCCUGGGAGGGGAGCACAAAGAGGACUCUGGUUGGAGUUCGGCAGACGCACAGCGGGAAAGCAGUUCAGGGCCCUCGGUGGACAUGCUCUCCCCACUGGGCAGAGUGGGUGCCAGCACUCAGGGCCCGCGUUCCAUCUCUGUGUCAGCCCUGUCUGCCUCGGACUCUCCAGUUCCUGGCCUCAGUGAGGGCCUCUCGGACACCUGUAUUCCCUUGCACACCAGCGGCCGGCUGACCCCCCGGGCCCUGCACAGCUUCAUCACACCCCCUACCACACCCCAGCUACGACGGCACACCAAGCUGAAGCCGCCGAGGACACCCCCACCGCCGAGCCGCAAGGUCUUCCAGCUGCUACCCAACUUCCCCACACUCACGCGGAGCAAGUCACACGAAUCCCAGCUUGGAAACCGAAUCGAUGAAGUCUCCCCAGUGAGGUUUGAUCUCCCUCAUGGAUCCCCACAGCUGGUACGCAGGGAUAUCGGGCUCUCAGUGACACACAGGUUCUCCACAAAGUCGUGGUUGUCACAGGUCUGCAACGUGUGCCAGAAGAGCAUGAUGUUCGGAGUGAAGUGCAAACACUGCAGGUUGAAAUGUCACAACAGGUGCACGAAGGAAGCCCCCGCCUGCAGAAUAUCCUUCCUCCCACUAGCCCGGCUCCGGAGGACAGAGUCUGUCCCCUCGGACAUCAACAACCCGGUGGACAGAGCAUCAGAGCCCCAUUUUGGGACCCUGCCCAAGGCCCUGACAAAGAAGGAACAUCCUCCAGCCAUGAACCUGGACUCCAGCAGCAACCCAUCCUCCACCACAUCCUCCACACCCUCAUCACCGGCGCCCUUCCUGACCUCAUCUAACCCCUCCAGUGCCACCACGCCCCCCAACCCUUCUCCUGGCCAGCGGGACAGCAGGUUCAACUUCCCAGCUGCCUGCUUCAUUCAUCACAGACAGCAGUUUAUCUUCCCAGACAUUUCAGCUCAGGCAGCCCUGCCCUCCAGCACAGCUGACAGCACACGGCCCGACGACCAGCCCAAAGCAGACGUGCUGGGUGUUCAUGAAGCAGAGGCUGAGGAACCUGAGGCUGGCAAAUCCGAGGCAGAAGAUGAUGAGGACGAGGUGGACGACCUCCCCAGCUCCCGCCGGCCCUGGCGGCGUCCCAUCUCUCGAAAAGCCAGCCAGACCAGCGUGUACCUGCAGGAGUGGGACAUCCCCUUUGAACAGGUGGAGCUAGGCGAGCCCAUUGGGCAGGGCCGCUGGGGCCGGGUGCACCGAGGCCGUUGGCAUGGCGAGGUGGCCAUUCGGCUGCUGGAGAUAGAUGGCCACAAUCAGGACCACCUGAAGCUGUUCAAGAAAGAGGUGAUGAACUACAGGCAGACCAGGCAUGAGAACGUGGUGCUCUUUAUGGGGGCCUGCAUGAACCCACCCCACCUGGCCAUUAUCACCAGUUUCUGCAAGGGGCGGACGUUGCACUCAUUCGUGAGGGACCCCAAGAUAUCUCUGGACAUCAACAAGACGAGGCAGAUCGCCCAGGAGAUCAUCAAGGGCAUGGGGUAUCUUCAUGCCAAGGGCAUCGUGCACAAAGACCUCAAGUCCAAGAAUGUCUUUUAUGAUAACGGCAAAGUGGUCAUCACAGACUUCGGGCUGUUUGGGAUCUCGGGCGUAGUCCGGGAGGAGCGGCGUGAGAACCAACUGAAGCUGUCCCAUGAUUGGCUGUGCUACCUGGCGCCUGAGAUUGUACGAGAAAUGAUACCCGGGAGGGAUGAGGACCAGCUGCCCUUCUCCAAAGCCGCCGAUGUCUAUGCAUUCGGGACCGUGUGGUAUGAACUACAGGCGAGAGAGUGGCCCUUUAAACACCAGCGUGCAGAAGCCUUGAUCUGGCAGAUCGGAAGUGGGGAAGGAGUGAGGCGCGUCCUGGCCUCCGUCAGCCUGGGGAAGGAAGUCGGCGAGAUCCUGUCUGCGUGCUGGGCUUUCGACCUGCAGGAAAGACCCAGCUUCAGCCUGCUGAUGGACAUGCUGGAAAAGCUGCCCAAGCUGAACCGGCGGCUCUCCCAUCCGGGGCACUUUUGGAAGUCGGCUGACCGCUGGCGGAGCCACUACUACGGGAAAGGAUGCUAUGGUCACCCUGACUUUAAGAGCUCCUGUCCAGUUCUGGAGGAAUAGUUGUAGGCCUGGCUGUCUUGCAUGCCCCAGGCUUCCUUCCUCCUAACCGCCAGCUCCGCUCCGUGACUUCUAAGACUCCAAACGCCAGCGGGCACUAACCCAGGGGAUGCCAUCUCUGCUGCUCCAGUCUCCUCCCUCCAGACUCCUUCUUGUGCUCUGUUUUUAACAACGGCCCCUCCCCUCCAUACGGCCUGUGGGUACCUGACUUGAGUCACUGCCAGGGGAGGAUGGCACUAACAGGGUGACCCCUCAAGGCGGAAGAACAGCCUCCGUGGAUGAGACGGUCUUUUCUCUCCUGCUCUCCUAAGAGUGGCUCUUGCUUGUGUUCCUCUGGUCCCUAGCCCCUACUAACACCUUCACGAGCCCCUGCUGAGCAUGCUCAGAGGAUGGGAAGGAGCUUGACAACCCUGGGAGGGACAUUGUCCUGCAAGGGGUGUAGUGGUUCAGAGCUGCCCAAAGCUCGCACUGAGGUCACGGGCCCUGUCUGGAGCCCUGUGUCUCUCUCAUGAAGACAGAGGACAGUAGGCAUGCACGCGCGCGCGCACGCACACACACAUACACACACACAUCAUGUUGCCAUGGACGGCAUCAGUUCAGAAGGGCUGAGUCCUUAGAAGCCACACUCAGAAAUGUCCUAAACAGAGUGAUAUCUGUCACUCAGUAAUGGAGGCAGAGCUGCUGUUCACACCUGCUAGGGGGUCCAUGACCCUGACCAGAGAUCUCUGUUGGGCUCAGGAUUGAUUCUGCUCCCCGCAGUGGACCCCACUUGAACACCAUUUCUAGAAAGAGUGUGUGACAUCAGUCCUAGUACAAGUCCUCAGGUCUCUCACCAGCUCCACAUCCACACGGAGCAGCCAGUGAGGGAACACCCUCCGUCCCACAGUAGCUGCUGUUAUGCUGGGUGCUGGCGAGUCAGGUGAACAGGCCAUGUCACUGUUCUCCAGGUAGGGACUGUGGCCGACGCCCAGGACUUAGGGGCCAGGAGCAGCUAUGCCAAGGCCAUGGGCCGAGCAGUUGUCCUCACUCAGAUCCUCUGCCAAGCAUAGCCAGCAACAUCUUAACUCUGGUCAAAACCAGCAGAGCCAUAACCCAUGUCUCUGCUCCUCUCCGCAGCAUUAACAGCAGCAAAGUCAUGCCCCGCUUUGAAAGGUUUGGCCUGGGCGCCCUGGAGUCCAGUAAUCCAAAGAUGUAGCCGGCCGUGCACAUUCGUGCAGAGGGUGUCUUCCUAUCUGAAACAGGAUAACGAAACACACAAACCGCCACCAGGAGGACUCAGAAAAGCUUUGCAUGACUCCUCCGUGAAGAAUGUACAUUACAGGGGGGCGUGGGGCUCAGGAUCGGAGCCAUACCCGCCUCUCCAGACGACACCACUACAGCCAGUGUUUACACAGAGGUUUCUGCCCCGCAAGCUUGGUGUUUUACAGUAGUUAAUAAUAAUUCCGCAGAAGGGUGCUGCCACCUCAGAGCAAGAGAAAUGCCCCCACGUUUCCUAUUCUACGAUUCUGCAGCAGCGAGGGACCCAGGGUUGAGCAAGAAGGAAGAAAAGUAGCAUGAAUGUUACUAUCCUAGGAAAAGAGGACAUGACAGAAGGCUUGCCCCGGCCUAUGCUCUGGCUCUGACUCCCACUGGUCCCUCUGUUUGUCCUAUAAGGAACACCAACUGUUCCUUAACUUGCAGAGGAAACCCUGGCCAGGAACCCAUCUGGACUAUGGGGUCAGGAGUUCCUGAAGAGUUUGGAUUUAGUUUCUGCUCUGCUCCGGGCUUGUAUUAAAAAAGUACAGACAGAAUCCAGGUGGCUUCUGGACAGAUCUGAUGGCUCUUAGCUCAGCUUGUACUGCAGCAGGAGGAAACAACCACACGUCUGUGGAGACAUUCGCUGCUUCUCUGUGGCCUCCAGGCAGGCUCGUAGGCUGUGGAACCCAGCCUUCAUCAUUACACACACCCCCCAGUGCCUCAAUUCACCCCCAGAGCCAAGAGCUAGCCCAUCAGCCGCGUGUCCAGUGAGUCCUUGGUUGAGGAAGACGGUGAAGGUGGCAAAUACAGCCUACAGUGACCCUAGUGACCCUAGCACUUUAAAACCCAUGUCUGUCAUGCCAGAAGGUUCCAGAACUACCACCACUUCCACUUUCCCAGUCUCAUCGAAGCCUUUUAGCCCAUUCUGACCCAUGUGUGUGCCCUGAGCUCAGAUUGGGGCCUGAGGCUGUCGAGAGACUUGAGUGAGACGUACCUAGUAAGUCCCUAUCCGUGAGCCUCAAACUUGUGCUUGUGUUCAUUCCAGCAGGCAGGAGGGAUUGGGGUGAAUCAGACGUGUUGCAGUCCUUGAGCAGAGGUUGGGCAGCAUCCGACUCCACAACCAGAAGGGGGAAGAAAUGGGCGUGGAGAAGUGGGUAGAUUUUGUGGAGUGGCCAUGUGGCUCCCCCUUAAACACCGACUAAGGCUCAGUUGUCAGAGCCUGCCCUAGCACCAGAGUCCAGUGCAGGUGUCUGAGAAGUUGUGGGAGCCUCCCCUCAUCCACCCCAGCACAGCUGUUCAUGCUACAGGAGAGCUGGGACAGUGGCAUCUUGACCCUGCCCCGGUGUGGGAAGGAGGAAGAGCCUGUCUCUACCCUGCUAUCACGGUAGUUACCCCUGUGCCUACUCCUUUCUUCUGAGCUGUCUCAGAAAGCUGUGCUCUGGGUAGGAGACGUCAUCUACCUAGCGCCCUGCCGAGAUCUCAGGACUCCCCUCUCUAGGAGACAGACAUUCCCGGGGCAGCUCAGGCCCUCACAGGGGUCAGCCCAGCCUCCUGGGUCUGCCUUGGGUGCUCUGAGAGAGAAGCAGCAGUGUCUGAGGAUUCCUAAGUGAAGUGGUGAUUUGUUGUCCUGCUAGCCAGCUGAUAACAGUGGCUGGGUGAGGCCCGGGAGAGAGGGCAGGCAGGCCUUGGCAGGCAGUGACUGUCCUUGAGGGAGCUGCUGCAGGGUCCCAGGAAGGCACCGGUAAGGAGAGGAGGAGGGUACCUGCUUUUCUCUCUCCACGGCUGUUACCAGGGCUCACACCUCUGACCCUCGGAUAGUCCUGGCCAUCACUACUUAUUCUCGAGUGGCUUACAGUCCCACUGUGGAGUGGCCAUGUGGCUCCCCCUUAAACACCGACUAAGCCUCAGUUGUCAGAGCCUGCCCUAGCACCAGAGUCCAGUGCAGGUGUCUGAGAAGUUGUGGGAGCCUCCCCUCAUCCACCCCAGCACAGCUGUUCAUGCUACAGGAGAGCUGGGACAGUGGCAUCUUGACCCUGCCCCAGUGUGGGAAGGAGGAAGAGCUGCGAGCCUCUGUUCAGUUCUGCAUGGGUCAUCUGUCCUCUGAAAUGGGACCAUCAUGUCACUUCCGCGUCCCUUUGGCUUUCCACCCUAACCCUUGGUGUGACCUCCCUACUCUAAACCACAGAGUCUAACUACUGCCUCUGUGGCAGUCUCAUGGCUGUCCCUUCCCAGAGGCCACAAUGACUGAGCCUCUGGCCAUUCUCCCACUUUGUGACUGGUGUGGCGUUGGCCUCCCCUCACCAGUUGAACAUGAGUCAUCAGGCUGGCAGCUGAGUCAGCCCUUUCAGUCAUCCCUCAACACCAGACCACAGAGGGCAUCACACACAGCCCACCGGGUCUCACCCUGUACCAUAGACAUCUCAGGGCCAGAAGCACUGAGCCCUGCAGCGAAUGUGAUCUUGUGCACACACUGGGGACCAGUUAGAGUAGCCAUGGUCCCUGCUUUAAGGAGCUGACCAUCUGCUGGGGGUCAGUAUGCAGGGGGCCUGACAUCAUGGAACCCUGGGGCCACUGGUGAAGCUAUAGUGCUGGAACCUUCCUCACUUCCUCUCCAAGGCCUGCUGCUGUACUGCCCUUCGUUUAAGAGAGUCCCCCACCAUGGUCCCUGUUUCCUUUUCUACUUAAGUGACUGUGAAUUGAGGUUAGGAAAGUUUGCCUUUUCUGUGCUCUCCCUGUCUCCUGGGAAACACAUGAAGGAUGACAGAUACUGUGAAUUCAGCCCCAAUAGCCACUGUGAAGGCAAUGAAAAAAAGGCAUGAAGCCAGGCGGUGGUGGCACACGCCUUUAAUCCCAGUACCCGGGAGGCAGAGGCAGAUGGAUCUCUGUGAGUUUGAGGCCAACUUGGUCUACAGAGCGAGUUCCCGGACAGGCUCCAAAGUUGCAGAGAAACCCUGUCUCGAAAAACAAAAAAAAAAAAAGAGAGAGAGAGAGAGAGAAAGAAAGAAAAAAAGGCAUGAGCUGCAGAGGGCCUGCCCACCUAAGGUCUGAGUCCAGCAAAAACUUUGGCCCCUUUCCAGACAUCCCAAGUUCCAAGCCUCACCUCCAAGGAGGCCUUAACCCAUCGGAGUGGCCAUGAAGUCAUGAAUCCUAGCUAGAGCUGGUCUGGCCCCUCCUAUGCACCAAAUCAAAGUCCUUGGCCAUUGUCCUAUGGUCCAGGCAGGGAGCAGCAAGCCUGUGUAGCUCUGUAGUGACAGAGUGGGGGUGGAUUAGCCAUGCUAUCCUACGGCGCUAGCCAGGACGUCAUCUGUGUGCUACCAGUGUCUUCUGUGGCCACGAGGCACAUGUUCAUUUGCUUAUUUUGAAUGUGAUGUAAAAUUUGUACAGUAAAAGUUUUUAUAUUUUCUAUCAAUUACAUUUGUCUUCCAGAAAUGCUUUAAUUUAAAUUAAAAUGGCGAGUCUUGAUGAACGUGUUAUACCAGGGUUUUUGCCACUAAAGAAUGCACCCUCUUGGCUGAGCCAGGCCUAUGGUCUGGCAUUUGUGAAUAAAGUUUUACCAAGGUUUUCUGGGGCUCGUGUUUGUUUUGACCGGUCUAGAUGACUUUUGGGGACCAUGUGAGCAGAUGGCGUAGGAGGGCAAGAAAGUGCUCUGCAGCCAGGACUGGAGGUUCAAGAGUUCAAGCCCAUUGUCAGCUAGAUAGCAAGUUCCAGGAGAGAGAGAUAGUUUGACUAUACCUAGACCUCAGAACAGGUGUCUCAGGGCUGGAGAGAUGACUCAGUAUUUAAUUAAGAGCACAUCCUGCUCUUGCCAAGGACCAGAGUUCAAUUCUCAGCACCCAUGUCAGUAACCCAUGGAGACAUUGCUACUGACCCUACAGAAAUAAAAAGGACUGUAGGGCAGAAUGAAUGCAUAUCAACAAAUGAGAUAAACUGGAUGAACCACACACACAAAGUCCACUAAGACUAAACCAAAGUAAUUUAUUUGCAAACAUACCUACAAACUAGUAAUGAGAUUAAAUUGGUCACCUCCAGGCAAAAUUCUAGACCUACUGACUUAA
Molecule: messenger RNA, 8144 nt
Organism: Microtus oregoni (creeping vole)
Lineage: Eukaryota; Metazoa; Chordata; Mammalia; Rodentia; Cricetidae
Gene: Ksr1
Product: kinase suppressor of ras 1
Exons: 21
Coding region: 190-2856 (888 amino acids)
Biological process (GO): protein phosphorylation
Molecular function (GO): protein kinase activity; ATP binding
Source: RefSeq, a predicted model, not a curated record